Messenger RNA from Capsaspora owczarzaki ATCC 30864, 588 nucleotides. RefSeq lists its product as hypothetical. The record is from RefSeq and is a predicted model, not a curated record. The transcript is spliced from 2 exons. NCBI's taxonomy places the organism in Eukaryota, Filasterea, Ministeriida, Capsasporidae. Bases 1 to 588 code for a protein of 195 amino acids.
AUGCCCUGCUUCCCGGAACACGACUACAACAUGGGCCAGUACUACAUCUGUGUGGUCAUCAACGACGAGCGUCGUGUGGUGUGGGCCUAUAGCACGUUUGGUGGCGCCAAGCUCAUGGAACACUCGUACUUUGGACAACGCCGCGUCUUGGCAGCCAUGGAGCGUCUUCGUCAUCGUCCUCAACGCAUGGUGUGGGUGGGCGACUACGCCGACGGCGAACCCGAUGGUACGCACUUGUACUCUGCCGGACAUGAGUGGGAGUCCGAGAACCACGGCGACGUGAACACCAAACAUUGGCGGGAAAGCGACAGCCAAGACAAGUCGCUGAAGUCUGAAGAAAGUCUUCGGUUCCUUGUCAACCAUGAUCGCCAUGAAAUCAUUGAUCUUCAAGUCUAUCUAAGAGAUGAUGUACAUCCGCUGCCGCUGCUGACAGCGGAAGGGAACGGCCGUGGCGGCGGUGACUUCCUAGGCAAUGGUAAUGUUGGCAUCUGGUCACGUCAGCUCAUCUCGAGCGAGACCUUGCUCGAUGCUCAAGUCUACAUCGAUUUGGGCUACACCAAGGUCGAGCAGUUCUUCACAGAAGGUUAG